This is a messenger RNA of Panthera uncia (snow leopard), 6313 nucleotides long. It is a transcript of the gene PSEN1, whose product is annotated as presenilin 1. Gene Ontology annotation, cellular component: neuromuscular junction; cell cortex; Z disc. The coding region runs from base 280 to 1683 and encodes 467 amino acids. Gene Ontology annotation, molecular function: aspartic endopeptidase activity, intramembrane cleaving; beta-catenin binding; cadherin binding. Gene Ontology annotation, biological process: Notch receptor processing; amyloid-beta metabolic process; amyloid precursor protein catabolic process. The record is from RefSeq and is a predicted model, not a curated record. Lineage: Eukaryota; Metazoa; Chordata; Mammalia; Carnivora; Felidae. The transcript is spliced from 12 exons.
AUGACGACGCCAGUGAAGCCUUUUGGGCGGGGCCUAGGCCGAGCAGCUCCAGAGGCUGCGAUUUCACAUCGGAAACAAAACAGCGGCUGCUCGGGAAGGAGCCUCCCCUGCCAGGGGCCGGUGUCGGCGGCGAGAGAAGAGUAGACCUGAUCCGGGAGCCUGCAAAUGACAGCAGCCUGAGAGGUCCUUAGAAAGCUUGGCUUGGAGGAGAACACAUGAAAGAAAGAACCCCAAGAGGUUUUGUUUUCUGUGAAAAAGUAUUUCUAUACAUUUGCUCCAAUGACAGAGUUACCUGCACCCUUGUCUUACUUCCAGAAUGCACAGAUGUCCGAGGACAACCACCUGAGCAAUACUGUACGUAGCCAGAAUGACAGUAGAGAACGGCUUGAGCAUAGCAGUGAAAGACGGAGGCGUGGCAACCCUGAGCUAUCUAACGGAAGACCCCAGGGUAACUCACGGCAGGUGGUGGAACAAGAUGAAGAAGAAGAUGAAGAGCUGACGUUGAAAUAUGGCGCCAAGCAUGUGAUCAUGCUCUUUGUCCCGGUGACUCUCUGUAUGGUGGUGGUCGUGGCUACCAUCAAAUCAGUCAGCUUCUAUACCCGGAAGGAUGGACAGCUAAUCUAUACCCCAUUCACAGAAGACACCGAGACCGUGGGGCAGAGAGCCCUACACUCAAUUCUGAAUGCUGCUAUCAUGAUCAGCGUCAUUGUUGUCAUGACUAUUCUCCUGGUGGUUUUGUAUAAAUACAGGUGCUAUAAGGUCAUCCAUGCCUGGCUUAUUAUUUCAUCUCUGUUGUUGCUGUUCUUUUUCUCAUUCAUUUACUUGGGAGAAGUGUUUAAAACCUACAAUGUUGCCAUGGACUACAUUACUGUUGCACUCCUGAUCUGGAAUUUUGGUGUGGUGGGAAUGAUUGCCAUUCACUGGAAAGGGCCGCUGCGACUCCAGCAGGCAUAUCUCAUUAUGAUCAGUGCCCUCAUGGCCUUGGUAUUUAUCAAGUACCUCCCAGAGUGGACAGCAUGGCUCAUCUUGGCUGUGAUUUCAGUAUAUGAUUUAGUGGCUGUUUUGUGUCCAAAAGGCCCACUUCGUAUGCUGGUUGAAACAGCUCAGGAAAGAAAUGAAACUCUCUUUCCAGCUCUCAUUUACUCCUCAACAAUGGUGUGGUUGGUGAAUAUGGCAGAAGGAGACCCAGAAGCCCAAAGGAAGGUAUCCAAAAACUCCAAUUGUAACGCACAAAGCACAGAAGGUGAGUCCCAAGACCCUGUGACAGAGAGCGAUGAUGGUGGCUUCAGUGAAGAGUGGGAAGCCCAGAGGGACAACCGCCUAGGGCCUCAUCACUCCACGACUGAGUCACGAGCUGCUGUGCAGGAACUUUCCAGCAGCAUCCUAGCCAGUGAGGACCCAGAAGAAAGGGGAGUAAAACUUGGAUUAGGAGACUUCAUUUUCUACAGUGUUCUGGUUGGUAAAGCUUCUGCAACAGCCAGUGGAGACUGGAACACAACCAUAGCCUGUUUUGUAGCCAUAUUAAUUGGUCUGUGCCUUACAUUAUUACUCCUCGCCAUUUUCAAGAAAGCUCUGCCAGCUCUUCCAAUCUCUAUCACCUUUGGGCUUGUUUUCUACUUUGCCACAGAUUAUCUUGUACAGCCCUUUAUGGACCAGUUAGCAUUCCAUCAAUUUUAUAUAUAGUAUAUUUGCAAUUAGAAUCCCAUGGAUUUUUCUCCUUUGACUAUAAUUAAACCUGGGGAGGACAAAGAUGAUUUUACUGUGUCCACAUCUAACAAAGGCAAGAUUCCCAGCUGGACUUUUGCAGCUUCCUUCCAAGUCUUCCUGACCACCUGUACCAUUGGGCACUGGAAGAAGAUGUCUACAGAAAAUGGUUUUGAACACGCGUCAUCGUGACGGACUGAGUCCCUCGGUGCAAAAACUACCAGAUUUGAGGGACAAGGAGGAGGAGGAGGGACGGACCAAGAAGUUGCUGUGCUCCCACCAGCAAUUUGACCCUUGGUCACAGGUGGAUUUUACCAACACUGCAGACUCUCAGGACUACCAUUACCGAGAAGUUAAAUGACACGGUUUAAACCAAACAGGACUCUUCAUCUUAAACUACAUGUUGAAGAUCAACCUAAUAAACCUGUAUUGAACUCUGAACCUUUUCAGGAGGUAUUGUAAGGAGAGCAGGCACCAGCAGCAACACGAAAAGGUUUUUGAAAAGGGGCUCUAACUUUCACUUUAAAACCUUUCUGCUGCAGACUUAUCAUUUUUAAAUAAGAUUUUUUUUUUCACCUUGAGUCAAGUCAGAUAUGUAGGUUGAUUUUGAAAAUUUUUGUUUUCAAGCACUGAAACUCAUCUAUGGUUGCAUUUCUUCCCAUGGCCAGUCUGAACUUACUUUAUCCUAAAAGUCUUAACCUCAGGUUCCAAAUUCAGUAAUUUCUGGAAAGAAUGGAACUGUAUCUAAACGGUUUCCUGUCAGCCUUAGGUGAAUUCUGGGUUUUCCACCAAAUUCUUUAUUUUUAGACAUACUUGUAGGUUUACUUGCCCUGGAUGCUUCCAUUGUUCCCAUCUCUCCCUGACUCCCCAUAAGCAUUCUCUUCUACAGCAAAUGAGACAGCUCUGUUGUGGUAGCAGAUGAUCCAGUUAUUCUAGGAUUUUACUCUUUGUGUGGUGCAAAGAAUGUGUUAAUGAAUCAGUGCUGUCAGCCUCACUGUCAUAAUUUCUUGAGUAGCAAAUACAAUGUGUGCCCAAAGACAGUAGAAUUAAAGAAGAGUAAAAUGGCUGGUGAAGCACUUCCUGUCCUGUUUUUUCUUUUUUUUACUACAACCCAUUCAUUGUCUCUGACACUAGGUCAGAAUUUAAACCAAUAGCCCAAAGCUGGUGGAUUAUAAAGUCAGUUGUAUCAGUACAAAGCAAGAAUUUGGAGAAAGCCAUGAUUUUACUCGGUGAGCCACGGGAGAACCAAGGGUCAGGAGGCGAACCAGAUGCCGAGAAGAGAAAAGAUGGGACCACUAACAGCCAAUGGGACAAAAUGAGUUAAUGUCCGUGGGCAGAUCUUAAGGAGGAGAACCAAGUUAUUCCUCAAGAACCUCACAUUGGGUGUUUUGUGCUUUCCCUUCUGCCUUACCUUUCAUUUCAGUGUACCUUUGUACCUUUGAAGUGGGCAGUGGAGUUGAGGUCCUGCGCAGUUCAGCUGGACAGUGCACAUAAACGGAGCCAUCAGCCUGUGGGCACAUGACACCUUUAAAUGGAGCUUUGCUGGGCAUAGCCCUUCUUUUACCACUGACCACCUUUAGCCACAGUGAUCAGAUUAUAAGCGUUUGUGAGACAUUUAGUCUCCCCCUGUGGCUGAAGAAGGCCAGCUUUUCUUCCUGUUCCUGCUUUCUCUCCAGCCUAUCAUAUGAUCUAGUUUGCAGUUCCCUUUGGAGGUUGUUUUUUUUUUUUUUUUUUUUUUAAUGUUUUAUUUUAUUUUUUUGAGAGACAUAGAGCGCCAGCUGGGGAGGGGCAGAGAGACACACACACACACACACACACACACACACACACACACAUAUACACACACACACACACGGAAUCCGAAGCAGGCUCCAGGCUCUGAGCUGUCAGCACAGAGCCUGAUGUAGGGCUCGAACCCAUGAACGCGAGAUCAUGACCUGAGCUGAAGUUGGACGCUCAACCAACUGAGCCACCCAGGUACCCUGUCCUUGGAGUUUAGAAUAGUUGUUUUCUGUCACAGCAUAUUUUUUUAUAAGAAACUAAAUUUAGCAGUAGUGUGCUGUUGGAGUAUAACUGGAGUAUAAGUAAAAACUGGCUCAUAUUAGGUAGUUGAGAAAUGCAGGAAAAACAAGUCAAUGCACAGAAAGAGUGGGGUUUGAAAUAGGUUCUCGCAUCUCUUUGCUUAGCCCCUUUUUUCCAGGAUUCUUUUUCCUCAUAUAUAGCAAUGUGGGUAUUAACUUCUAGAAAGACACAUGAUUGAACCACUACAGCAAAGCCACCUGAAUAUGUUCAUGAUUUGAGGCAGUCUUGAGGGAGCCCUGAUCUAGACUAGUUAGUGCGAAGGUCCCAAAAGUACCAUAUCUUUCACAAAAGGUUUUAUCCCAGAAGAGGGUAUGUGGUGUGUGUGUGUGUGUGUGUGUGUGUGUGUGUGUGUGUGUGUGAUUUAAUCCAUCCUUUGUAUCACUGUCCUAUGUAGAAAGAUGGCAAUAAAUCUCGCUUUCUGCAGGAUGGACCACAGCUCAGCAUAGAACUCUUUUCUUUAAAUCGCCAAUCUCAGAUACAGAACUUUGAACUUUCUUCUUAGGGUUAAUUCAGUUGUUUUUGAAAUGUCAAAAUGCUAGUCUUCCACCAUGAAAACUAGAUUAUCACCAGGGAAAACAGUAGCAAGUCCACUGAGGAUGUGCCCUCACACAGGGCAGGAGUGGCUGUGGAGCUGUCUAAACAGAGCAGGAUCAGCCCAGGCAACCUGCUUAAUGAAGAGGAGGAAGAAGAGUGACCACUAAUGUCUGGGUCUGACUGGCCUACGGAACCAAGAGUGUGUACAUACAGAAGGUUGCUACAAACUAGCCUGUGGGCAUACCAACCGUAUUUGGAAGAUUACGGACCUUUUUUCAAAGAGGAAGAGCGUGCUUUCCUGUUUUUGAUUCUCACGAGGUUAGUGUAUGGUCGGUCCUAGGAUCACCGCUCUCACUGUAAAUGAUUAAAUUUCUUGAUUAGAAAAAAAAGCUUUCUAAGCAACUUGAAAGAAAAUCAUAAGUGAAUGAUUUAUUGAUUUUGCUACAGAAGCAUGGGCUUUUCACUUUUGAGUUCUUGAAUCCUCACUUUUUAAAGUGUCUCCUGUUUUUAAAAACCCUUCUUCCAUAACCAGUGUCCAUACAGUAAGUUUAGUACUUGGCCUUUACUUGGCCUCAGAAAACUAUAUAGUCAUCCUGGUCAUAAUUUGUAGAAUAUGAGACAAAGGUUAAGCUCCCACAUAAGAUCCUCCAGGGUCAGCGUCUUGAGGAAGCCUGACCUCCAGGGCCUGGCCUUGCGCAUUUGCCCCAUUCAUGAUCUAGCCCUAGAAGAGAAAGAGCUCAGAGGCCACUAUGAAAACAUUUAUUCAGUGUCUUCCAUGUUCCUGGCAUGGUGCUCGAGUCUAAAGAUGUGAAGAUGAGUAAGACCUAUCCUCAGAAUACAUCUAUAGUUUCCUGUUUCCUGAUAGACGCCAUCUUGAACUUCUCUAAAAUAUUGGGUACUUGUCAGUAACCCCUUCUUAUGGUUACCAUCACUGAGGGCUUAUAAAAUUGAUGUUAUAAAAGUGAUCUUGAUUCUUCCAGAAACCAACCCUUUCAAUGAAGUCCUCCUUUUCCUCUAUCUGCUUUUGGAUAGUCUAUAACGGCCUGACCCGCCAUUCUCCUCACCUCCGGGGGUGUCCACAAAGCUGACUCUGCAAAGGGAACUUGAAAACUGGACAUUUGGUCUUGCCCUGGGAUGAAACAGUAUCAUCAUCAUGAGUUUGAGACCAGAAGUGAUCCUUAAUGAUUUUCUUGCUUCUCUUUAAAUGCCCCCAAACACAGAAGAUUAAAGACAAUGGUUUCAACUCUUCACAGGCUUCAGUGAAAUUGCUGAGCAGUGUACUAACAAAGGUGUCGUCAUGCUCACCUCCUGAAUCCUCUGGAUGGCAUCAUCUGAACCAUCCUCUCCUCUGGCAGGAAACACCUCAGAUGCGUGCAUUAAAAAUCAGCCUGGUGCUGAAACGAACCCUUUCUUUGAAUGUUUACCAGGGCCUUGGAUGCCUGCAACAGUGCCCUCAGGAAGUAGCUGGGGGUCCACCCUGGGCCCUGGAACGUGGUGUUAGCACUUGAGCCUGGUGUGCGUAGCAGGAAAGAUUUCCCAGGAAGCAGUUUUCCUUUGAAAAUAAAUAAUUGUUGCAAAAGGGCAGCUUCGAAAUCAAUCAGCUGUAGAAAGUAGUACAGGAUUGUUCACCCCAGGAUUGGAGGUGCUGGCUGCAGGCUUCAGCGGGAACGUUGACAUGUUUGUCGUCUGGCUUUUGCUUCUACAGGCACUGCUUUGUACAUGAUUCAGACAGACUGUGAAUACGUCUUUUUUAAAAUACCUUUCAGAUUCUUGGUGAGAUAUAAUUUUGAUAGAUUGCAGGUUUUCCUGUGUUUGUCAAAUUAAUAAAGACUGCAUGAAUCCAGCUGUGCUAAUUUUCUUACAUGAAAGUAGCGUAAUUUGUAACUGGGAACUGCUGAACCUUUAUCAGGACACCAUUAAGAAACACAAAUGCGUUGUUCCGGUUAUUCACUCAAAAUGGAAGGGUAUGGACCAUAGCAGGCCACAGCUCUGA